CUGUGGAUCAGUCAUCAGACGUCAGAAUGUUUGGAAAAGUUGAUGUAAAGUGGUGUUAGAUACAAUUUUAAACAAUUUACCAAUUUACGUGUAACAAGGAUCCAUUAACAAAUAUGAUACCAAAUUUGAUGUGUAAACAAUGAAUAAGUUCUGUGUAUCAAAUCGUAAGUGCCGCAAUAUCUCUAUUCUCUGUAGCGAAGUCCCCGCAUAACGCCACACCUUCUAAUUAGAACAAACAGGAAAGAAACUUUAAAAGGAGUUUGAGUUGGUUCUGGUGUUGUGGGUGACUGUGACACGAUGGCUGAACUGGCCGCUCUUCUAAGGUCGGAAAUUCCGGAGGGCAGAAGUAGCCUAUCAGAUAAUCAUACCAACUUGCAAAGAGUUGCUGAAUACUGCGAGGCCAACUAUUUUCAAACUGAUAAUAAGCCUGGAGCUUUGGAAGAAACGAAGAAUUAUACGGCUCAGUCUUUGGCGAGUGUGGCCUAUCAGAUCAAUACUCUAGCGUACAAUUUCCUGCAGUUAUUGGAUAUGCAGACGGCCCAACUAGCGGAAAUGGAAAGCCAAAUGAACCACAUCUCACAAACUGUCAUGAUCCACAAGGAAAAGGUGGCACGGCGCGAAAUUGGAGUUCUAACAGCAAACAAGAGUACCAACAGGCAGUACAAGAUCAUUGCACCAGUCAAUCCAGAAAAGCCUAUUAAAUAUUUACGAAAAGCCAUUGAUUAUACCAUUUUUGACGAUAUUGGCCAUGGGGUGAGAAGUGGUGGUACCCCUAGGCAGAAGCAAAGAGGUUCCAGUUCAGGCAGUAUUCAUUCUGUUAAUUCUAUGCCCGGAAAUCUGAUGGUAGGCCCUGCACCUACCACCAAACCGCCCACACCUCCUCAAGUUUCACGGACAUCAAGUAAAGUUUCUGUGUCUGGUGGCACUUUGUCAAAAAAUAGCAGGGAGUAUCGCACUCCUCCAGCAGUGGCUCCCCCGCAGGUGCCGAGUCAUUAUGCUCCCAAUUACCCGAUGGGUCACCCCAGACGAGAAAGGGGUCCUGGAUACAGCGCCUUGCCUAUGGCAGGGGCCCAGGCACAACCUCAGGUUGGUAUGGUCCAUCCGAUCACUCAGCACAAUCAGCAGGGCAUUAUUCAACCGCAAACGCCGCCUCCACCGCCACCCCCCAAUUCAGGAAGCAACUAUGGAGCACAUGACUUACACAACAUGCCGCCACCGCCUUCGCCCUUAAUAAAUUCCCAAGAGAUGGUACUCAGUUCGAAUCAGCAUCAUCCCAUGAUGAUGGGUGGGCAUCACGGUCCUGUGCCCCAUGGCAGUUUAGGGAUGCACACGCUAUCCCAUGCACAGGGGCACCGAAUGAGUCAGGCAUUGCAGCAGCAGCUAUUGUUCCAGGCUGCUUCCAGAGGGAGUGGCUCGCAAUCGCCUCCACUUCCUCCGCCACCUCCUCCGGACGACGAGCACGAAGCUUUUGGACGGCCGCGCGCGUCAUCCGGAGUAAUGCCAAUUGUUCCGGAUGAGGAUGAUCUUCCCGGGUGGGUCCCUAAGAACUACAUUGAAAAGGUUGUAGCCAUUUAUGACUACUACGCCGAUAAGGAUGAUGAGCUGAGUUUCCAAGAAAGCGCCGUCAUCUACGUGCUGAAAAAGAAUGAUGAUGGAUGGUGGGAGGGGGUCAUGGAUGGCAUUACCGGGUUGUUCCCCGGCAAUUACGUAGAGCCUUGUGUUUAAAGCAGCAAAAUGGAUGGUAGUUCGGAUUUGACUAUGUAUGUAUUUUUUAGUAACAGAUAUUAUUGCAUAAUCGGGUUAAAGUAAUUUAGAUUCUUCAAUAAAUAUUUAAUGUAAAUCUCA
Molecule: messenger RNA, 1845 nt
Organism: Dendroctonus ponderosae (mountain pine beetle)
Lineage: Eukaryota; Metazoa; Arthropoda; Insecta; Coleoptera; Curculionidae
Gene: Abi
Product: abl interactor 2
Exons: 8
Coding region: 298-1725 (475 amino acids)
Molecular function (GO): SH3 domain binding
Source: RefSeq, a predicted model, not a curated record